AUGACUCAAGGAAGAACAAUUAUCCUCUGGGGCCUGCUGAGCACUUUCUAUGUCACUGGCAGCUUCGCAAGUCCUACGAACACCUAUAAUGUGGAGUCUUCUACCAAGUCUAUCAGCUCGCCAGAUUGGAACGUGGUGCAUGGUCCAUCCGUUUUGCUGAGGCGGGCGGAUGGCUCGAACUAUUACACCAAUUGGCCUACGCAGUCAGGCUCUUCUUACACCAGUUGGCCUUCAGACUCCAGUUGGGCUGGAGUUCCCGAAUGGCCUGCAGCUUGGGGCACCAGACCGUCAAACUAUAAGACGGUCAGAAUCGUCCACGCCGUGCUAGCAGCGAGCGCAUUCUUGAUAUUCUUCCCUGUGGGUGGAAUCAUCAUGCGUGUUUCCAGACAUCCGAAUGCCAUAUGGAUUCAUGCUGCUGUGCAGACCUUUGGAUAUGUCGUCUUUGUGACGGCUGCCGGCCUAGGCAUAUGGAUGGCAAAGAAAGUCCAUGCUCUCGACGACUAUCAUCCGAUGAUCGGCCUUGUGCUGCUGUGUUUUAUCAGCCUGCAGCCACUCAGCAGUCUUGUGAACCACUUCUACCGCGUUCGCUAUCCACGCAUUGGCAUCCUUGGGCAAGUACAUCUGUGGUCUGGUCGGCUCUUGAUAACACUCGGCAUCAUCAACGGCGGCCUGGGAUUCCAAUUCGCAUCGACACUCCCCGUGUUUCAAUGGCCGAAAGGACCAAAGAUCCUUUAUGGCGCUGUCGCGACGCUCAUAUGGAUCAUCUAUGUGGGCGUGGUCCUUGUGUGGGCAGAACUGAAGAGGACACCUAAUACCAGUGCGGGUGACCGGGAGCAACUGACACCCGCAAUUGACGGCAGAGGGAGAAAUGUGGCCGAUAGACCGUCGACGGCGGUGACGGCUGAGGAUGCAGACAGCAAUAUCUUGUCACUGCCCGGGCCGGAGAAAGACAAUCCCGGAGCAGCACACGACCACGUCAGGACGAGCACUGUCUAA
Exophiala xenobiotica is the source of this 996-nucleotide messenger RNA. RefSeq lists its product as uncharacterized. The record is from RefSeq and is a predicted model, not a curated record. The coding region runs from base 1 to 996 and encodes 331 amino acids. Lineage: Eukaryota; Fungi; Ascomycota; Eurotiomycetes; Chaetothyriales; Herpotrichiellaceae. The transcript is spliced from 3 exons.